Molecule: messenger RNA, 2121 nt
Organism: Plasmodium gaboni
Lineage: Eukaryota; Apicomplexa; Aconoidasida; Haemosporida; Plasmodiidae
Product: putative DNA topoisomerase III
Exons: 1
Coding region: 1-2121 (706 amino acids)
Biological process (GO): DNA topological change
Cellular component (GO): nucleus
Molecular function (GO): DNA topoisomerase type I (single strand cut, ATP-independent) activity; DNA binding
Source: RefSeq, a predicted model, not a curated record
AUGGCACGACUGAAAGUGUUGAAUGUGGCUGAAAAACCAUCUGUGGCCUCUGCCAUUGCCGAAAUUUUAUGCAAAGGUAGACCUAAUAAGAUUAAGAGUUGUAGUAAAUAUAAUCCUGUUUUUACAUUUGAUUAUAAGAUAAAGAAUGACAUAUGGUAUAUGUAUGUCACAUCUGUCACUGGUCAUUUGACAGAACAAAAAUUUGAUGACCGCUAUAAAAACUGGAAUAAUACGGACCCACAAGAAUUAUUUGAUGCUGAAAUAACAAUAUAUGUUGAAAAGGAUAAAAAGAAUAUUGAAAAUAAUUUAAAAAAAUAUUCUAAAGAAUGUAAUAUGUUGAUAUUAUGGUUAGAUUGUGAUAGAGAAGGGGAACAUAUAUGCUUUGAAGUUAUAAAUGCCUGUAGGAUUACAAAUAGAAAAUUAAUAAUUCAUAGGGCUCAGUUUUCAGCUGUAACUGAAAAAGAUAUAAUACAUGCUAUUAAUAAUUUAAAAGAACCUAAUAAAAAUUUAGCAUAUAGUGUUGAUGUAAGAAGAGAAAUCGAUUUAAGAAUGGGUUCUAUUUUUACACGUUUUAUGACCAUUAGAUAUAUUGAAUUGGUAAAGAAUGAAACUAAUAUUAUUAGUUAUGGUCCUUGUCAAUUCCCUACCCUAGGUUUUGUUGUUAAUAGAUAUUUAGAUAUAAAAAAUUUUAAGAAUGAAUAUUAUUGGAGUAUUAAAAUGAAAUGUGUGCAUAAUAAUGAUUUAAUAAAUCCUAUGGAUGAUGAAAAUAAUGAUGAUGAUCAUGACGAUCAAGGGAUUGAUAGUGACAGUGACGAAAGUGAUAGUUAUUAUACUAACAGUGAUGAAAGUAAUAUUGACAAUGAUGAUACUGAUGAUUAUUAUGUUGAUGAAAAGAAAAAUAAGAAAAAAAAAAAAAAGAAAAAGAAAAAAAAAAGUACAACAAAAAAGAAGAAAAACAAAAAGAAAAAAGGAAAAAAAGUUAAUAAUAAGAAUAAAAAUAAUAAUGUUGUAGAUUUUACAUGGUCUAGAAUAAGAUUAUUUGAUCAUUUAGCCGUAAUACUUAUAUACGAAGAAUUAUUAAAAAAUCCACUUUGUAAAAUAACAAAUGUUUAUGAAAGUGAGACAAGGAAAUAUAAACCAUAUCCAUUAAAUACAUUACAAAUGACAAAACUGGUUUCUAGAUAUUUUAAAAUAUCUUCAAAAGAAUGCAUGAUGAUAGCUGAAAAAUUAUAUAACAAAGGAUAUAUUAGUUAUCCAAGAACAGAAACCAAUUGUUUUCCAGAUACCAUGAAUCUACACAAGAUUAUAAAUCAACUGAGAAAAAAUGACACAUUUGGUUGGUAUGCUAAUAAAUUGUGUGAAGAAAAUAAAUAUCAUAAACCAAGAAAAGGCAAAAUGAAUGAUAAGGCUCAUCCGCCUAUACAUCCUGUAAAAAAUAUGAACAAGAUAUUAAAAGUAGAAGAAAAAGAAUGGAAAUUAUAUGAAUUUAUAUGUAAACAUUUUUUAGCAGUAUGUAGUAAUGAUGCAAUAGGAUAUAAUACAAAAGUAACAGCAAAAAUACAAGAAGAACAAUUUUUUUGUAAAGGAUUAAAAAUAAAAGAAAAAAAUUAUUUAGAAAUAUAUACAUAUGAAAAAUGGAAUGAUAAAGUUAUACCUGCAUUUCAAGUUGAUGAUGAAUUUUAUCCCACAUCUUUAUUAAUAGAAGAAGGUAUAACACAACCACCUAAAUAUUUAUCAGAAUCAAAUUUGCUUACAUUAAUGGACAAAUUCAGUAUAGGUACAGAUGCAACUAUGCAUGAGCAUAUAGAAAAUAUACAAAAAAGAAAUUAUGUUAUAAAAAAUUCAAAGUCUCUUUUUAUACCUACCAAUUUAGGUAUAGCCUUAGUACAAGCUUAUAAAAAAUUUAAGGAUAUAGGUAUUGACUUAACAAAUCCAUCCUUAAGAGCUAAAAUGGAAAAAGAUAUGUCAUUAGUAGCUACAGGUGUAAAACAAAAAAAUGAAAUUAUAAGAAAUUAUAUAGACAUUAUGAAAUAUAUAUAUCAAGAAAUAUAUAAUAGAAUUGAUGUGUUAGAUAAUAUUCAUUUUUAUUUAAAUAACCCCGAACAAAUCUCAUAUACAUAA